AUGUGCUCGGUCGUACUGCAGCUGUGGUCGCAGGCCUCAGCGCUCUCUCUCAGGCUGCUUCCGACUGCGCUGCGGAGGCGGCAGCACGUGAGCUCUCUGUCUCCGACGGCGACUGCGACCGCGGCGGGCGCGGGCAGUGCCUCUCGGGACCCGGGGUGGGUGGCGGCGCUGCAGAUGCUGCGAGACUCGCGCGAGAGGUACGUCAUCGUUGAUGCCAAGAACGGGCUGGGCAAUCGGCUGCGUGCGCUCGCGUCAGCCAUGGCGGUGGCGGCGACGCUCGACCGGCCGCUGCUCCUCGUGUGGGUGUCUGACCUGCACUGCAACUGCAGCUUCCGGCGGCUGUUUGCGCAGCCGCUGCCCUUCACGCUCCUCGAGGAGGAGAUCCCGCUCGCCAACCUGACCGACCCGCGCCACUUCCAGCGGUACAACUACAUGCGCCCCGAGCCGGGCGCCGUCAAGGACGCGCCCAUCAUCCCCGACCCGCGGAGGCACCUCUACUUCAAGUCUGCCUUUGUGAUGAACCACGCGCACGGCAAGUGGACGCACGCGCAGCAGCAGAUCCAGCGCCUCCACUCCCUCACCCGCACCUCGGGCGGCCUCUCGCAGCAGCCUCUCCGCUUCUACCUCGCCGCAGACUCGGAGGAGGCCUAUGCGAGCUUACUCAAGCGUUUCCCCAACCGCAUCCUCGUCACGCGCCGCGAGUGUGCGAGCGAGCGGUGCGACUUUCGCGACUGCGAGGGGACGCUGUACGCCCUCGUCGACAUGCUCAACCUCGCGCGCACCCGCCUCAUCCUCGGCUCGGGCUGGUUGCCGCCUACCUCGGCGGCUCGCGCGCUCGUCGGCGCCGAGCACGGCCGCUACAGCCCAAAGACGCCAUGCUGCAACCCGCUGGAGGGCGGCACCGACGGCGCGCGACACACGCCGACGUCGUUCCCAAUCCCGACCCUGUCGCUGCCGGACGGCGACCCGGACAAUUUGAUUCAGCAUUUCUGGCCGAGACCGUUUUGA
This is a messenger RNA of Emiliania huxleyi CCMP1516, 1008 nucleotides long. RefSeq lists its product as hypothetical. The transcript has 8 exons. The coding region runs from base 1 to 1008 and encodes 335 amino acids. NCBI's taxonomy places the organism in Eukaryota, Haptophyta, Isochrysidales, Noelaerhabdaceae. The record is from RefSeq and is a predicted model, not a curated record.